CUCCCUCCUAUUAGGAGAAGAGACUGACCCCUCUUUGCUACAACCUCCUUUCAGGGAGUUGUAGAGAGCGAGGUCACCCCUGAGCCCCCUUUCUGCAGCUGAACACCCCCAGUUCCCUCAGCUGCUCCUCACAGACAGGUUCUGCAGAGCUUUCACCACAGAAAACAAGCUCUUGGGGCUUUCAUGCAGCUUCAUGGGAGAGCACCCCUUGGAAAGUGAUGCCAUUACUUCCCUCUCUCUGCUGGAAACACUCCAGAUGACACAUCUGCUGCCUUGACUUAGCAGUCAUGUGGUGAGCAAUGUGCAGUGAGUUUGCUGGGGCUCAGCUCCAUUUCUCCAAAAGAUCAGAAACUCUGGCACUUGAUUUAGCUGCACCCAGCUCUGCAGGAGCCUGAGCCCACUCCUCUUCACAAGCCAGUCACAUCCAAAAGGCUUCUCUUGCUAUGGCUGCAGCAGGGAAGCUGAUGUAUUUCUUGAGAUUUUCAGAGUUGAAAUGACAGCAAGAAAAAGAAAAUGGUUCUGGAAAUAGUUCCUUCAGGCCUAGAUUCCCUAAACUAUUUGCUAUUCAUGCAGUCAGUUACACUGGGUUGAACAGUGUAAGAGUAAGAGUGAAAAACAAUUGAGUGGAAGAGAGACAUUUUCAGGAAGACAGCUGCUUCUGAUCAAAGAGAACCCAAAAUUGUGCUCACUGGAGCAGGAAUGAACAAAACCUGCAAGCAGCCAGCCUCAGGGAGACUGUCUGGACACUGUGAGGUACCAUUUCCUUAAGCUGUAAUUAGAGGAAAGAAAAAGAAGGCACUUCUGAAUGGAGAGAAGUGUGGGGUUUAUCUGCCUGUGAAGCAGAUAAGCACACACGUUACCAAGGGUCUACUUGUACUUUCGUUUACUCCAAGUAAAUAACUUCAAGAAAGAAAAACCAGCACCAUCCACAGCCUACCAGCCUGCUGCCAUCACAGGAGGCUCCAACUGCCCUCCUGAGCACUGACUGCCUCCGAGUCAGUGCCCCCAUGCCACGAUCUGUGCUUUCUGCUCCAUACAAAAUAAAGAUGUCUGGUUUGCUCACAUAAAGCACCUCACAGCUUCACCCGACACCGUGUUCUUGUCUUCUUGCCUUUGGUUAGGUGUCAGAUAGGAAUGCUUCAUGUGAAGGCUCUUCUAAACCUUCUUUCUCCUGAAAAUAACCCACAAGGGGAUGUCCUUGCCCACCUCUCAGCCUUGUGAUGCUGCCUGAGCUACCUGCAGUCUCCGUGAGAGCCACCUUUCCCUUUUGACUUUGCAGGAAUUCACUCCAUGCAAAGCCUGCUCUGGUGGACAGGCUCCAAGGCUGGGCUGGGAGGGGCUCCCAGCACCACAUUUUCAGGCCAUCACAUGAUGCUCUCUUUCAGGCUGUCUAGACUAAACUGUGGUUGUGCAUGGGCAGUGCUGAUGCCUGAAUUUGCAGCCCACGGAAGAAUUGUCCAUCCCUGGUGAAUUGCUCAAUAUGCAGGACAAAAAAGAUGCCAAGUUCCUGUGCUCAUUCCUUCCGGCAGAGCAAGGAGGGGGCAAAGCAAGCUGCUCUUGGGCAAGAGCCCUUUCCACUUUUCUCCAGACUCCUCUCCUCCUCCUCUGCUCAGCUGACAUGGAGAAGCUCGUGCACCUCAUCUUCUUGGUCUCCUUACCAGCAGCCUGUGCAGCAGAGAAUAUCACUGUGGUGUAUGGAAUGGAGGGGGACACCAUUUCUGUCAACUGCACCUAUAACCCCUGGCAGCAGCGAUGGAGAGAAAAGAGUUGGUGCAAGCAGAUCCAUGAGACCAAGUGCCAACACGUGGUGAGUGCCCGACGCUUCUGGCUGCCUUUCCUAAAGAACAGGAAUGGCACCACCUCUAUCAGUGACAACGUCCGUGAAGGGGUCCUGACAGUCACCAUAAAGGGACUCAAGAAGCAGGAUGCUGGGUUGUACCAGUGCAAAAGUGACUACCUGGGGGAAACAAACAGCUUAAGGAAGGUGCAAGUGGAAGUGCUGACAGCUGUCCUGGAGACUCAAAUGCCAGAGGAGCCCAGGGCUGUGCACAGCAUCUCCAGCAUCCCUCCUGAAGCUGAUUUCACUGUCUUCUAUAUCCUUGCUGGAUUACUGGUUUCUAAGUUCCUGGUGGCUGUGCUGAUCUUUAUCAUUGGCAACAGCAGGAAGAGCAGAGAAACAGAGUGGACGAACCCAAGGCUGAGUGAGCAGCAGGUCCUUCCUUUCGCUGGUGAUGGAAUCAGCCCCUCCUGGGACAGCACUGCUUAGAGCCACACCAAAGGGAGGUCACAGGGAAAUGACCAUCAAAUGUUUGCAGGCAAAGCUUUGCCACCUGCUGUAAGAAAAGAAUCGCCUACUAAACAUAGGUGCCGCUGAACCUGUCGCUCUGGAGAGGGAAUGUCACCAUCUGCCACCUCUUCUUAGCGAUGACCAACUUUUCCCAGCACAACUGAACUGAAAAGAUGCUGCCAGUAGCACCCAAACCUAAAGGAAGAGGAUGGGAUGGGAUCGAGGGCUGGGGGAAAAGAGGAACAUGAACUCUUUCUGUCAAGAG
Molecule: messenger RNA, 2552 nt
Organism: Pezoporus flaviventris
Lineage: Eukaryota; Metazoa; Chordata; Aves; Psittaciformes; Psittacidae
Product: triggering receptor expressed on myeloid cells 2-like
Cellular component (GO): cell surface
Molecular function (GO): signaling receptor activity
Source: RefSeq, a predicted model, not a curated record